UCAUUUACUAGUUUUCCAGCUCAGACAACGUUUUUUGGCCAGUUUUUCAGAUGUGAUAUAAUUGGAUGGUGAAACGUACACUCCUGUAGAUGUGAUAUAAUUGGAUGGUGAAACGUACACUCCUGUAGAUGUGAUAUAAUUGGAUGGUGAAACGUACACUCCUGUAGAUGUGAUAUAAUUGGAUGGUGAAACGUACACUCCUGUAGAUGUGAUAUAAUUGGAUGGUGAAACGUACACUCCUGUAGAUGUGAUAUAAUUGGAUGGUGAAAGUUGCCAGCCAACUAGAAAAACAAGGUGAAGCAAUUCAGGCAUUGUUGGAAGUCAGGGCAAUAUUUUUUUUAACUUAAAAAAUAAUGAUUUUUGCAAGAAGUAGGCAUUUAGAAUUAAAUGUGGAGUGGAACUUAUUGUUACGUAAUGACAUCACGUGCCUCGCGUACCUUCAAAAGUAUUUGGCAAUCCUAAUUUAUUGUCACUGUAAAGAAAGUUUGACAAAAUAAAAUGGUUGUCGAUCUUUAAAACUUUGCUCCUACAAAAAUAUUGCCUUUCCAUUACAUAUGUUGCAAUGAUUUGUUGUUACUACAUUGCUUUUGUUGAAUAAACCUGGGUGAAUGGAAACCUUCCUAGUGUUUUGUAGCUUCAGACAGAUACUGUCAUUCUGUACAGAUGGUGUGUCUGUAUACACUUCUUGUUCUCUAUAUAAUACGAUGUUCAGCGACAUGGUGCAGCCCCAGGCAGACAUGGCCCUGCAGUGGGAGAUGGCAGGGGAAGAGGGUAACGUGGCUCUUCAGGUUCCUGCUGAGCUGGCAGCCAAUGAGGUGGUGACUAGACUACUGGGAGACAACCAGCAGCUCCGAGAGGCACUGCAGCGCAGCAACCAGGCCCUGCGUCAGCGCUGUGAGGAGAUGGAGGAAUGGCAGCGGAGGUCUAGAGAAGAGAGAGAGUUCCUCAGCUGUCGUUUCCAGGAGGCCCGGGCGCUAGUGGAGAGACUGGCCAUGGAGAACCAUAGCCUCACCAGCCUGGCCAGCCCCUCUAGCCCCUCCAACCCUGGAGCGAACCAAGGCCUGCUGGUCAACGGCCCCAUCCAUGGCUCGGAGCCCAACGGACCCAUGGCAUCCUCUCUGGUCAGUGCAGAUAGAUUGAGGGAUGAAUAUAGAUAGAUUCAAUUGUCGUCUCCCCACAGUGUUCCUGUAGGAGGAGGAAACAACUUUCUCCAGCUGCUGAAGAGCCACAAAGAGGAGUUGGAAGAAGUGAGAGAUCUGAGGAGGAGGAAUGAAGAGCUGGAGAAAGAGAGGGAGGAGGGAGAGAGAGAGAGAGACUGCCUUCAUCGCUCGGUUGAGCAGCUCCGAACCAAACCGGUGUGUGUGUGUGGUAGUUGUGGUGUUACUGAGGAAACGGUUCAGCGUUCCGAUGCCCCGCCCUCCUCUGACAGGUACAGAGAGCUGCAGGAGCAGUUAGAUUCCCUCCAGAAGAGUUCAGCUCAGAGAGACAGAACUGAAGUGCUGCUUAAACAGAAGGACAAGGACUGUACCCAGCUGGAUAAGGAUGUCGAGGCGCUGAAGGCCCAGGUGACGUCUCUCCUGGGAGAGCUGAGAGAGAGACAGAGCUGUUUGGACCGGAGCCAGCAGGACCGCAACAUCCUGGACGACAGGCUGAGCAGUACUCGGGAGUCAUUGGCAGCAUCAGAGAGAGAGAUGGAACAACAGAGGAAGCAGCAUUCUGUGACGGUAGACAAACUACUGCUGCAGACACACAACCUAGAGACCGCCCUGAAGACUGACCGCCUGGUUAUUACUGAGGAGAGAAGGAAGCUUGCCCAGCUGCAGCACGCCUACACCUGUCUGUUUAAGGACUACGACUCCAAACUCAAGACUGAGGGAGGAGACAUGGUUGUUCGUCUGGAGGAGGCAGAGAGAGCUCUGGCUCUGAAACAGGAUCUGAUUGACAAGCUGAAGGAAGAGGUGGAGCAACAGAGAGGAUCUCUAGAGACCGUUCCUGUUCUCACUGCCCAGGCUGAGAUCUACAAGGCAGACUUCCUAGCGGAGCGGGAGGCCAGAGAGAAGUUGAACCAGAGGAAGGAGGAGCUUCAGGACCAGCUGAACACAGCGUUGGCUGAGAUGGAGCGUCUGAAACAGGAAGAGACCUCACGGGCUCGGAUGGAGAAGAUGCAGCAGAGACACCUGGAGGUCUUCAGACCACCACGACCCCACAUCACCCCCCAAUCAGGGAGUGCCUUUAACUCCUCCUCCCGCAGCGUGGGAUUGUCUGCAGAGGGAGUGGCUGGAGGCGGGGCUGAAGAGCUUCCUGACUACCGCUGUCCAAAGUGCCAGUACCAAGCCCCCGACAUGGACACACUGCAGAUACAUGUCAUGGACUGUAUCCAGUAACACACACACUUAGACAGAUGUUUGGGGGGGCUGAAACAACAGUAGCUCAUCAGCAUGAUGACAUUGUCAUAGACCCCUUUCCUUCCCAUCCCUCUCCACCAUAUACAGUCCUCCCCCACACCUCCCUCCAUAUCCCCUCCCUCUCCACCAUAUACAGUCCUCCCCCACACCUCCAUCUCCAC
Messenger RNA from Oncorhynchus kisutch (coho salmon), 2566 nucleotides. Its product is annotated as NF-kappa-B essential modulator-like. Gene Ontology annotation, cellular component: cytoplasm; nucleus; IkappaB kinase complex. Lineage: Eukaryota; Metazoa; Chordata; Actinopteri; Salmoniformes; Salmonidae. The record is from RefSeq and is a predicted model, not a curated record. Gene Ontology annotation, biological process: positive regulation of canonical NF-kappaB signal transduction. Gene Ontology annotation, molecular function: K63-linked polyubiquitin modification-dependent protein binding.